Molecule: messenger RNA, 2800 nt
Organism: Clarias gariepinus (North African catfish)
Lineage: Eukaryota; Metazoa; Chordata; Actinopteri; Siluriformes; Clariidae
Gene: baiap2l2b
Product: BAR/IMD domain containing adaptor protein 2 like 2b
Exons: 15
Coding region: 106-1623 (505 amino acids)
Biological process (GO): plasma membrane organization; actin crosslink formation; actin filament bundle assembly
Cellular component (GO): nucleoplasm; cytosol
Molecular function (GO): protein binding
Source: RefSeq, a predicted model, not a curated record
GAACACAAACGUAUACGCUCUCGCGCACCCACUUUACCUAGUGUGCAGUGUGUUAAAGAACAAGACCUGCAAUCUGGGGACGCGCAACAUCUGAACAGUAACACAAUGUCAGGAGUUAAUAGUGACCAGCUACACCAGUCCACUUUAAGCAUCUAUUCACAUCUGAUGGAACAGUUUAACCCCGGCCUGCAGCAACUGGUCACUUUAGGCAACAGUUAUGUCAAAGCUUUCCAAGCACUGGCACUGACAAGUGAGGCCUACUUUAGUGCACUAGCGAAGAUGGGAGAGCAGGCUCUACACACACUCUCAUCCCGCUCACUUGGUGAUGUGUUGAUCCAGAUCUCAGAGACACAGAGGAAGCUCACGGCAGAAGUCGAAGGAGUGUUCCGCUGGUUCCACAUGGAGGUGCUGCAGGCCCUGGAUAAGAACGUCAGGCUGGAUGAGGAGUACAUAGGCGGCAGCAGGAGAGUGUAUGAGCUGGAGGUAAGAAAUCAGGCGACGACUCUGGAGAGGCAGCUGAGACGGGGAGCGUACAGAGAUUCUCUGGAGGGCAGCGAGUACAUGCAGUAUUUGAGGCAGAGCCAGUACGAUAUUCUGAGAGAAGAGGAGAGGAGAUAUCGCUUUCUCACAGAGAAACACUGUGGAUUAGCACAGUCUCUGCUCUUCCUCUUCAACAAGACAGGGGCGUCGCUGCAGCAGAAAGCAGAGGGAUGGAAGGAUCGAGUGAACGAGAGUCAGAGCUCUAGGUCACGCACUCCUACGCCAUUAGAACAGGACACACACUUGAGGGCCGCGGUGAGUUCUCUGCUCCAGCCCGGAGACAGGGACGAGGCCUGGCAUGGGCAGGAGCACCAGUUGGGCAGGGUGCCCUCUAGAGCCCCGUCUCCCCUCCAGACGCGCUCUCGUUCCGGCUCGGUGAGCGAGGCCCCGGGCCUGAGCGGAGGUCAGUCAGUCCGAGCGCUCGUCUCUCAUCCCGCCUCUUCAAACCCGGUGCUGCUGUCAUUCUCUCGCGGCGACACGCUCACGCUGCUCGUACCCGAGCCACGCAAUGGGUGGAUGUACGGUCGCCACGACGCCAGCCUGCGGCAGGGCUGGUUUCCUGCGUCAUACGUUGCUCCUGUGGAAGAUCUCUCGUCGUUGAACUCGAGCGGCGUGUCGCUCCGGAGCCACGCAAUGAACAACCUCCUGGAGCCUGCGAGCCAAUCGGAAUCCGUCAAUACCAGAAACUAUGGCGAGAUGCCACCCCCGGCCCCGCCCCUUCCCCGAAGCUCCAGCGACUUUCGUGCCGUCUCGCCUCUUCUCGACAGGAAGGCGGAGUCUGUGUAUGAGGUGAAGGCGAGUCAGAGCUACAGCGAGAUCCCGGCCCCGGCGCAACAGGUUCGGAGACCGUCGGCGGAUUUCCGUCCGGUGUCACCGCUCCUCGACAGGAGGGCGGAGUCUCAUUUUGAAAGCAUGACCGGUUACAUCAUUCCUGAGAGGAAGGUGGAGACAAACCUAGAGAGGUCGAACCCUCACAGGCAGAUGCCAGAGCAUCCUCUGUUUCCCAGGGGCUCAAAUCCUUUUGCCACGGUGAAGCUCCGCCCCACGGUGACCAACGACAGAUCGGCGCCGAGGUUCCACUGACCAAUCACAGCGGGCGAAACCUGUCCCUCUGAUUGGCUCACAGACUUCACUAGAAUCUUGGAGACAGAAAGUUGUUUUUGCAAACGCUCCCUUUGAUCUUAUUUCCUAAAACAUGUUGUAUUUUUUAAAUCCCCCCAGGAUCAAACAUCUAAAAAACGUAAAAAUACACAAGCAUGAUGACAUCACCCCAAAAAAUCACUCAGGACUUGGCCUAACAUAAAAAUGAGGAUUGUUUAUUUUUAUAACUGACCUGAAAUAUACUUAGAAUGUUACGUAACAUGCCUCUACGUUAGCAUUACUCGCUUGCUAGUUUGGUUUCAAGGGUUAGCAUUUACUCGGAUAACGUUUUAUUAGCUCAUUUAAAAUUUUCCUUUGCUGGGUUAACUUUUAGUCCCGGUGUUAGUCCCUUAAUCUGCUAGGUGAGCGUUGGAUUACGGUCCCUUAAAUAAGAUUCGUCUUCCAAGAUUAGCUCAUACUUGUUAAGUUAGCUACCAAGAUUGGUUUAGAUUUCGUUCUCUCAUCUGCUCAAAACCCGUACUCCAGCAUUGUUGGCACUGAAAAAAUUGUUGGCAUUAGCCACGCUUCCUUUACAUUCAAUCACCAGUUUGGUGAAAUAAUUUUAGAUAGAACGUCACAAAUCAGUCACUGGGUUUAGUUCCUUUCCUUAGACUUCUGUGUUUUUUUUAUGUACCCAGUCAGUCACCAAGAGUGUGUUCUGUCUGAUCUCACCAUGUACACGUGUUAAGUGGAGAGUGUCAUGUGUUUAUGCUGCGUUAUAGCUUAGAUCUUGUGCUGAGCGUUCCGCUCUGAACACAUUAAGGCAUCGCGAUUUUCAAACGCUCAUGUCAGAGAGUGUAUGUGUGUGGGCGGGGUUUUUAUUUUCAUUUUUUUUGUUAUCUUACAAGAUGAAUAAUCAGAACAUAAAAAUGUUUCAAGUAUUUAUGUGGUAUUAUAUGCUUAGUGUCCUAGAAUGUGAAAAUAUUAUUAAACGUUAGUGUUUUGAAACAUUUGUUAACAUUCGCUUUAUCAGACAUUGGUAAAAUUUUGUAGCAAUCUGUAAAAAAAGAGAUUUAGUGUGUAUAAUUUAAUUUUGAGUUUAUAUGUGUUUCCUCUACAAACCUACAGGUGGUGCUCUGAACUACUGCCUAUUUGGUAGGCAGCUAUGUAUUUGUUUAGA